CGUUUUCAAUCACGUGGUAACACAUAACAUGGAUGAUAGUAAUACGUAUGUUUCUCAAGUAAACAAUUGUUGCAACUAACGUGUCUUGCUGCUACUUGUGGAAUAGUGUUUGCAGAAACAAUGGAGGAACCAGCAGAAGCCAUUCCUGAGGAAACAGAGGAGGAUACACAAGUUGCUGUUAAGAAGGUUAAGCCUCCAAAUAAGAAGAGAUUUGAAGAAGACUUAGAACAGCUCAGCAGCAGAAUACGGGACUUGGAGAAUGAAAUGAAAAAACUGCAACCAAGUCAGAAAGGUGACAUAGCAAGUAAAAGGAGCGAGAAAAUCGAGAUCAUCAACACAUUGAAGACAAUAGAUACGGAGAUCCGAGCUCUCACUGCAGAUGUUACAAAGAGGAGGGCUGCCUUGGAUAGGUUACAGGCAAACCUAGUGUAUAAAAACGAGAAGAAGAUUGACGAUGCUGUCGGGAAACUAGAAUAUCAGUUGAAGAGGACCAACUUUAAGCUGUCAGAGGAGAAGAAAAUUGUAGCAGAAAUAGACAAGCUCCAGCGCUCCAAGAAAGUUCUUGUUCAAUAUGUGGCUCAGAAGAAAGAAAUGGAUGAUGUUCGAGAAAGGCAGAGGCAGUUACGGGAGGAAAGGGAUAGAUUACAGAAGGUUGUAAACCGGAUAAGGAUAGAAGAGGACAGCAUCAGAAGAAGUAACCAUGACAGGAAACUGAAACUGGACCAGGUCAAGAGAGAGCUGGAUGAAAUGCAUGAAAUAAAGCGGAGAAUGGUCCAGGAUUAUAAAGCCUUGGAGAAAGAAUACCAGGACGUCAAACAGGAGGAGAUUAAAGUCAAGAGGCAGGAGGGCUUCAUCAAAAAACAGGAGAGAAGAAACACCAUGGAGUCAUUCCAGCAAGAUCUGGAGGUUUAUGGAACAGCCCGGAAGCCAUUUGAAGAUGAGGUGAACCUGUGUAACACCCUGAUUAACUAUCUGAAGAAGUUUAACACGGCCUCGGAUGAGACAACGGAGGACACUGAGCCCUCCCCCCGGGCGUCUGGCUGGUCCCUCAUCAAAGGAAUUGGGGAAUCACCAGCUGCCAUAUCUAAUGAACUAGAAGAUGGGAAAUAUGUCCUUCUGAAGAAAGAGGAGGAUGAAGAAUUUCCAGAUCGUCGGUUGAGGCGAUGCAAAAGACCGAGCAAGAAAGGCCGUAAACAGUCAGUGAUGAAGUCGUUGACUCACCCACCACAGAUUUUUUCCCAGUUUGCCUCUCUUAACCUGAAUGCCCCGUCAAAUAUAUCUGAAAUUCCAGCAUCUCUAGAACAGCUCGAGGCUAGAAAGAAAUAUUAUGAGGAUGGUGCACAGAUAAAACUGAGAGUAUACACCCCGUCUGUAGAGGAGAAUAGUGAUGGAGGAGUUUCUACCAGUGAUGGUAUAUCAGCAACAGAGAGUGCCAUGUGUGAGAUGUCCCGCCAGGCCAGCCACACGGAGAGCAUGGAGAACGCCAGCGGAACAACCGACCAGUGUCUAGACGAACUGGUCCGGAUGUCUGAGACUCUCAGUGAAAAAUCCGAAUACACAACGGAACGUAGCAGUUCCGAUUCCACAGUAAGGUCGUCUGACUCUGAUCACUCUGGGCAUUCGGUUAGAGAAGUUUCCAGAGAGUUCCGAGAUUCUGAACAUACGGCCGCUGCAAGUUCUCCUCUGGCUGCUGAGUCCUUGGUAGUUGGACAGAGAAGUAUUGAUUCUUUAACGGAUGACUGCUUUCAGCCAAAUGACUCAGUUACAAAACAGACAGUGGACCAUAUAUGUGACAGUAGUAUAGUGCCUCCAGUACAGAUAGAGGGUGGUGGUGACCUGGAAUUGGUGGAGGGUGCCACAUGUGAUAAUGCGGUGAUCGGAGCUGGAGAGAUGAUGUCAGCGUCAUGAUGUUAAUUUCCUGAGAUGGCAGCGGGCUGUCAUUGUCAGCUGACUAGGGUGUUGAUUGUCAGCUGGGUUUCUGACAAAGAAAACACAGUGUGUCAGCUGAGUUAUUAUUUAUAUGAUAAAACUACCAGUGGUCUAACUCUUUGUUGUCAUUUAAAAGAGCCCACAACACUACUUCAUUAUAGACAAACAUAUCACAAUCUAAGAGAAAAACAGUAUCCAUGACUAAUGAAUUUAUUAGCACAAUUAGAUGAUAGAAGCAUUUUUAGCGCAUUUGCUCAUUAUAAUUUUAGAAAAUAUCAAGCAGUUUUAAGCCAGCUCCAUAACUUACAGUGUAAAGAAGUGUGGAAAACAUUGAAAAAAAAGGUUUUACUGUUGUACUGUCUUACAUAUUAUGUGUCAAACACGAGGUUUUAUGUAUGUUGAAAGUGCUUUUUAUAUCAACAAUUUAAUGUAUGGUUUUAAAAGAGUUGUUAAGCAUGAGAGAGCGGUAUGAGGGGAAAGUCUUUUACAAUUUUGAAUUAUUUACUGAGAAUUACAUGACAUACAUGUAUAUAUAAUCAGUGAAGUAAUAUGUGCAUUAUGUAUUCAUUUAAGUUAAAUAUUAUGCAUAUUACGGGACUCAUGAUUUUAUUAUAAUUAGAGAAAUCUGUGUGUUUUGGAUUUAGUUAUGUCAGUUUAACUGAAAUUCUGUGUAAGACUUGUGGCAUUGACAUUAUAUCAUAAAACAAAAAAAAAUUCAGAGUGGUACAGAGUGGACCUGUGCAUUAUUAUGUUUUCCUUUGUUGUUAGACAAUUCUAAUCAACAAUUAUCAUUUUUGUGGUGUAGUCAUAGAUUGUAUGGUGAAUGCGUGUCACUCUUUUAUGUUGUAGAGUAUAAUAAUUAGUUAAGACAUAGCACCCAAUAUGAUGAAACCCCUAUAUCAUUAACAUUUGUUUUGAGACAUGUUUUGUUUGAUGUAAAUUUCCUAUUUUAUUUAUUGUAGAUUAAGUUUAGUACAUGUAGAUGUGAAUUAAUUGUCCCAGUUUAUUUAUUUUCAGAUGUUUCUUACAUGUACAUGAUCAUCUUAGAGUUUAUUUUGUUAGAUAUUUAAUAUUGCUGGUAUUGGUUAAAUUUUUAACUGUGUUACUUUUUACUGUGUUUCAAUAUGCUCACAAAUACAAGGAAAAAUGAAUUUCUAAUAGAUUGUUAGCAGUUCACCAUCAUCAAAUACUUGUAGUUAUCUUUCUUUUUUGAACACAGUUCAGGGAUCCUGCAGUUACAAUCAUAUCUUUGUUAUUCAGGGUCUGUUCAUGUGUGCAUUUUUAAAAAUUUCUAAACCAUAUCUUUGAAAUCAUUCUGUACCAAAUAUCUAUAAAACCAUGACUGCUCCAAGUUUGAGGUUUUAGGUGAUUAGUGCUUGAAUGCAUGAUUACAUUUCAUACCUCAGACUUGAAAGACAUCACUUUUGGUUGGAACUGUUUGAAGUAUGAGCCAGAAAUCUAUUUGAAAUAAUAUAAAUGUUCUUGUCUUUGUUUGUUAGAGUACUGUAUUCUGUAAGCUUAUGCAUCAAUACACAUGGUGUCAAAACGCAGUGUUUUGAAUUGGAUUCCAGUUCUGUAGCAAAAGAGGAGAAAUAAAUCGCAAAAUUUUUACAUAUUUCAGACAAAUGUACACGGUACUGUGCAGUCUCUGAAUUCAGGCAUAAGUGAACCUGCAUGGCACAGGAAAUCAGUCAGUGUAAAGUCUUGAAAACUCAAUCUGUAUUGUAGAUGUAAAAACUUACUAAGUUAGUCCCAAAUUAAUAUUUCCUUUUGUUUGUCUUGUUUUAUUUUUUUCUAUACUGUAUUUGGGAUUUCUAUUUUUUCCUAAUUCAUAGUUAAAAGGUUUAAAAUAUGUCAGAAGCAGUGUUGUUGCUGUGAUAUGCAUUUUGAAAAAAAAAUAGUGCUCUUUGACUGAGGAUCAUGGGAAAAAGCAGAAAUCAAAGAAAAAAAAUAUUUAAAGGGGGGGGGGGAGGGGGUGUUAAACACAGUAAAAAUCUCUCAUCCAAGAAAUCUUGCUUUAAAGUGUCUAGUUAUUCUUUAAAAGAUUUGUUGUAGUGGAAAAGCCUUUGUUCUUUCCAUCAUAUGUAUUCAGAAUGUGUUUUUUUUAACUGGGAGAGUAUUGAAAAGUUUAUUUAAUAUGCAGAUUUUUAUGCAUACAUUUACUUAAUAUUCAUAGCUUAAUUAACAUGUAUUUAUUCCUCACUACUCAGUUUUAUCAGACCGUGAUUCUAUAUGGCUGUUGAGUGAAGCCAGUAUGUUGUUCAUUAUAAUUAUGAUAUUUUGCUUGAUAUAGUUUGAAUGUUGAUACAUUUUGUACUAAAUUGUGAGAAGAAUUUGAC
Molecule: messenger RNA, 4268 nt
Organism: Saccostrea cuccullata (small rock oyster)
Lineage: Eukaryota; Metazoa; Mollusca; Bivalvia; Ostreida; Ostreidae
Product: trichohyalin-like
Exons: 13
Coding region: 121-1908 (595 amino acids)
Biological process (GO): intracellular mRNA localization
Cellular component (GO): ribonucleoprotein complex; endoplasmic reticulum; nuclear outer membrane-endoplasmic reticulum membrane network
Molecular function (GO): mRNA binding
Source: RefSeq, a predicted model, not a curated record